AAAGGCAAAAUGCCAACAAGUGUUGCAAUGUGUCCACAAAGCAGCUAGGGAAGAAGAAGACUGCUAGCUAGUAAGUUUGUAAACAAUGCACAAUUUAAAAUAGACUGUUUCAUGACGACGAAAAUGCACUAAACACACGGAUGCACACACUGCGUUUUGGUGAGUAACACUAAAUGUAAACAGUACUGUAUGUAAACAGAACUGUUGUUUGUUGUUCUCAAGUUGGGUUCACUAGCUGUGUUCACAAAACAAGGUUUUUCCAGGGAGCACGUGAACGCAGCAGUCACUUCGUGUAGUGCAGGAGAUGAUUGCAGUCGCAGCUCGCUUUACUGUGCAGCCGCAGCGGAACACAGAAAAUGUGUAGGAAGAGGGAAGCUGAAUCUCUCUUGACAUAGUGACUGGUCAUGGCCAGUCGGUGGCGAGACGGUCCUCGCAGCCGUUCAGAAGACCCCGCCUGUGGCCUAAAAACGCAAAUGCCCCGCCAACAAGAGCCGUCCGGAGAGACAGAGGACGCGGCGGAGCCUCUGCGGGAGCUGCCGCGAUGGAUGCGGCUUUACUUCUACGGCAUGCACGGCGUAACUCUGGAUGUCCUGCUUUCAUCAUUACAGGGGGCUUUAAAUCACCCGGACCCCAAACUGGUGGGCUUUUCCUCUCCGUAUCUUUGCAUUAUGCAUUCACUGACCCACUUUGCACUGGAGAAGAUCUACUCACAGAAGAGGUGUUUCCGAGGUCGGCCUGUGGUGUUUCAUCUCGUUUUCUACCCGUCUGUGUACAUCGGGCUGCAGAUCCUGAUGGGGAACAUCAACAUUUUGACCGAGCAGGUGAGGGUGGUAUCUGGCACGCAGCUGGUUGUACACUACAUCCUGGCUCUCUAUUUUGCCCAGGUGUUUCACAGGGGGCUGUCAAGGUUGCAGUAUCACCCCCCCUGCAACCCCGACCCCCCCGGGAAACCCGGCCCGGAGGACGGUGGUCAUGAUCGGGGGCCUCUUCACGUUCUCCCCGGCUAUGUGCGUUUCUUGUUCUUUGGGAUGCAGGGAUUUCUGGACGAGGUGAUUUUCACCUCCAUUUUCAACCUUGUGGAGAAGUCUGACCGGACCCUCAGCGGCCACACGUCCCUGUGGUCUUUCCUGAUGUACGGGAGCUGCAGCUUCGUGGUAGAAAGGCUCUACUUUUACCUGCACUUCAGCAGAGGCUGGGGGACGUGGCGGCGGCUCCCCAUCUACAUCUGCUUCAUCUACACCUGGGAGUUCACCUGGGGUCUGGUCCUGAGGCAGUUUGGCGCCUGCUCCUGGGACUACUCCCAUUAUCCUCACAACUUCAUGGGACUCAUCACGCUCCUCUACUUGCCAGGCUGGGUGUGCCUCAGUCUGUACCAGGACUUACUGUCUAAUGUGCUGCUGAGAAUCAAGUGCACCAAAGACGUAAAUGGUUUGAGUGGGGAGAAUGGUGAGAUCAAUGGAGCACUGGAGUCUAAGAAAAAACGAGUUUAAUUUUUCUUUUUGAUGUUUUAACUUCAAGGGGAAGUGUGACUCACAGUAGACCAAUGAUGAAACAAGCAGACAUGUUAUUCUAAUUAAUACAUUCAAUUAAACUGAUUUGAUGGAGAGAAAAAAGAAAAAAGGCAUAAAAGUUUAUUUAGAACUGCAAGAUGUAAAAUUGUAUAAUGUGGGAUCAGAUUGGCCUUUCAACUCAAAUCAUAGUAUAAAUAGGUCUGUUGGUCAGCAAUAUGUUGCCAUGAUGACAACAUAUGUUGUGAUGUUGAAUAUAGGAUUUAACAUUUUGUAAAGUUAAUAUUUUCAGAAAGUUUAGAGUCAGGUAUUCAGAGUCUAGGCACUUGUUACCGGUAUGCAGAGGAGACAUUUUCCAGUUGAUGAUGAUAUUUCUGUGUCCAGUAAUACACAACUGAUGCUGAAUUGUUCACCUAACCGGUUUAAAAUUCAGUUAACCUACUGCCAUUUCUAUAUAUCUGAUGUAAAAUGUAGUUGUAAUGUUAAUAUUUAUAGUCUUCAUGACACAAGUGUGAAUAUUAUUUUUCUUUUCGUCAUGAUUGCAGUGGCAGACUUCUUGCCAUCUUAUACGUUACAUGCAUUGUGGCAGGUCUAGUUUGAGUUGCCUUGAUUGUGUCAUUUAAAUAUGCAUUUGCAUGCUUUAGCUGUAGUUCAUGUCUGCAUAGAAAUACAAAUAAUCUGGAAGGUUUAUAGAUUAGAUAUGAUAUUCAAAGUCUGUAUUUUCAAGACAAAGAAGACAUGAAAACAACUGGACCCUAGUAACCCAUUGUCCCAUCUUCUUUUAUGCAAGCAAUCUGUUUUUAAAUGUCCAUCUCUUUUGUCAAUGUUAAUUUACAUUUUGAAACAAACUCACUAUGUUCACUCAUCCUGUAAAAAAAAAAAAAAAAAAAUCAUCCCACCUGAAAAUCUGUACUGUAGCUGAAUGGAUACGAGGAGCCAAGUUAGAUUUUACUCUGUGAAUCUUUUAUGAACCAAACGUUACUUUGCUGGAGUGCCUUCCUGUGCACAGAGUCAACCAGACUCAAAACAAACCAGGCUCAGUGUUCAAAGGGCUCCUUUUUUAUAUUAGAAGCACAGCAGUGUUUUGCAGCAAUGAUUAUUAUAAAAAAUAUUUUAACCGUCAACACAAAUGAUGGUCUCUGUCA
Molecule: messenger RNA, 2653 nt
Organism: Perca fluviatilis (European perch)
Lineage: Eukaryota; Metazoa; Chordata; Actinopteri; Perciformes; Percidae
Product: transmembrane protein 229A
Exons: 1
Coding region: 405-1490 (361 amino acids)
Source: RefSeq, a predicted model, not a curated record